Messenger RNA from Rhodotorula toruloides NP11, 2931 nucleotides. RefSeq lists its product as uncharacterized. The record is from RefSeq and is a predicted model, not a curated record. The coding region runs from base 1 to 2931 and encodes 976 amino acids. Lineage: Eukaryota; Fungi; Basidiomycota; Microbotryomycetes; Sporidiobolales; Sporidiobolaceae. The transcript has 5 exons.
AUGCAGCCCCCCGCUCAAGGUCCAACACCGCUGCUCACUCCCCGACCCCGACCACCAGGCCGCCCCUCGACGCAGCGCACGACCUCGUCACGCUUGACAGCGCUCCCGACGCCUUCGACACCGCGCAGUGCGGCUCGACGCGCGAGAGAGAGGGAGAGGAGGUCGUUGGAUGCGCUUGGGUUUGGGAGCGACGGGGAGGAGAUGAGGGGCGAGAGGACGUCCUUGGGCGGGCGCAUCUCGCUGAGUGGGGUCCAGGGGUCACGCGAAGGCACCGGCGUGGACACAGGCGCGGACGCGGGAGGUUCAGCCGAGGGAGUCGUCGAACGGGAUCCUGUUGAGGCGACGACAAAGUUGUCGCGCGCUCCUUCGCCUGUCCCCUUUCCUUCGACAGACCCUACACCUGCCACAUCCGACCCCGUCAUCGUCGUCAAGCCCAGCAGCGGACCCUCGACGCCUCCCUCGAAUCGCCAAACAUCCCCUCUCGAACCGGUCCUCGCGCCAGCCGCUCUCGGUCCCGACCACCUCAAGUCCCUGAGCAGAGAAGAGCUCGAGAAGAUGCUUGCCGAGGCGGAUCGCAUCAUUCGCGCAAAGGAGCAGGAGCUUUCCGUUUUCACGCAUGCCGGCGAGGAACUCCUGCAGGAAUACCACUCCCUCCGCCAGCGGCACGAAUCGCUCGUGGCACGGAAGCCCUCCACCUCCGGCUCCGCGACACCCUUUUUGCCUUCGUCGCUCUCCGCAUCCGUGCAAACGCUGCCAGGCGCGCCCAUGCCGCCGGGUAAAUCGCCAGCUCGCCUUCGCCCUUCGCGCGAAUCGCUCGGCCGUCCUUCGCCAGCUUCGAGCCGCCACCUGCGUCGCGCAAGCGGUGCAAGCUCGUACCACCUGCAUGAGAAGGGCAGCUUUGCAUCGGACCCGGAGAGCCCGUCCCAAGCGUCGAGGCGUUCGAGUCGCAUCUCGGUCUUCACGCCCGACGACUCGCCCACCAACACCCGCCGCCGCCAAUUCUCCUCCGUUACGCCCAAGUCUCCCGCCGCUCGCCUCGGCAUUCCUGCAUCCGUCUUCUCUCCCGCAACAGCCGCGCGCGACGUCGCCUCCCUCAACCAAGCCAACUACGCCCUCUCGCUCCAGCUCUCCGACCUCCAAGCCGACUCGGAAGUCGCCGAGCGCGAGGGUCGCAAGCGGCUUCGCAAACUCGAGCGCGAGUUGCAGGCGUUGAGGGAGGACCUCGAGCGGGUCGAGCAGCGUAAUGUUGUGCUCGAGACGCAGGCGGAGGUGGCCAUCUCAGGCAACAACGAGUUGAUGCGCUCGAUCAGGCGGUACGACACCAUGCAGAGUAAGAUUGCUGCCGAGUCGAGGGCGGACCAGCCGGUCGGGCGCAGUCUCGUCUCGGACGACGAGGACGACCCUCGCGCGAGCCAAUCUGCGCCCAAGGACGACCUCUUCACCUCUCACGCGCCCAGCGGCGAGCCGUUCUCGCCAGGCUUCGCCGACAAGUCGCACCUCUCGCCCUUCCGCCAGCCGGGCCACGGCUCGCUCUUCCCGCUCUCCUUCCCUCGCUCUAUCUCCCGCUCCGCCUCCGCCUCGUCUCUCGUGCCUCUCCCCGCGCCAAUCGAGCUCGACCCUUCGCUCGAACAACAGCAAGACGAGCUUGUCGACCAGCUCAUGGCCAAGAUCGAUGAGCUGCAGGAUGCGAACGAGGCGAUUCUGGCGGAGAGGGAGGAGAUGGUUUGCAGGCUUGAUGAGGUGCAGGAGGAGGUGCUCGAGUGGAAGGAGAGGUGCGAGGAGCUCGAGGAGGAGAUCGUGCAGAACCGCCUUGUCGGGUGGGAGGGACCGAUCGGCGCUAUCGAAUGGCGAGCCGAAGAGGACGCCGACGCCGAGUCUGAGGCAGACGAGCCCUCCAGCAUUCGCAAGACUCGCACUCGUCCGCUGACCGUUAAGCGUUCGAGCACAUCCUCGUCCGUCUCAACCGGCCUCUCGGGACCGACCUGCACUAGCUCGCCUGUCACAGCGUUCGCCAAGCUCCCGCCGCCGCCGGAGCGCACGCUCAGCAACGAGCUAGGCGAGCAGUGGUCGACCGACGUGUACGAGCGAGACGACCCGUUCGACGAGCCGUCAUUCUCGUCCGUCAUCGACCACGGCCUUCGUCCAGAUAUCCGUCACUCAAAGCUCGAGCUCGCCACUUCUGCGCCUUCCGAGGAUGAGUACAACGACAAUUGCCCGACGCCACCUUUUGCCACGACCACGGCGGACGACCUGCUUCAUUCUGGAAUCCUGCGCUACGCCGGCUACCCCGACGCUGAGACGUACGACGAGAUCGAAAAGGCGGCGGCGAGUCUCGUGCCGGCUUGGGAGGACGACGAGGCGCUGCCGACCGCCAAGUCGCGACGACGCAAAGCUCUUCCGCCGCACUCGAUCGCCAAGGGGAAGAAUGUCGAGUUUGCAAAGUACGACGGACGUGCGGCAGGACGGUCGACCGCCGUCGUCCUCCACCCGGACCGCAUUUACAGCGACGAGGACGACUUCGAGGACGAGGAGGAGUCGCCCCGCAGCUCUCGCAGGUGGCACGCUCUGCGUCGUCUCCAACGCGAGGCGUCGUCAAGGCGCGGCAAGUUUGCUUUGCGAAGGCGGCCUACGGUUGACUCGUUCGAGGGAGAGUACGAUUCGGACGACUUCGAGUCCGACAUCUCGUCCGACUACGACCACCUCAAUCACUCUCUGCGGCGUUCGUCCGACUACUACCCGCUCUCUAUUCGCGCUCGCUACCGCCCGCGAAUGGUCGUCGCGAGGGUGACCGACUCGGUCGUCCAGAAGAUCGUCUCGUUCGUCACCUGGAUCCGCUUCUUCACCAUCCUCGGCAUGGCCAUCGUCUUUGCGGUCUGGCAAGGACCUCAAAAGACGCUCGGGAUCGUCGACCGCCGCCGACGCAUCCGCUAG